UUUGCAGCCCAGAAUCACAUCCCAGGACCUCCUCCCAGCUGCAACGUAGUGUCCUGGGGUGGGACCAAAGGCACAGAAAGGACAGCAGUGCAGCACAGCACAGUGACGUUACGCCACACCGAGCGAGCCGCUGCUCACUGAGUCCCAUCACCUCCCGGAUCCAUCAUGGGGUCCCUAAUGAAGAACUUGCUGACAGACCUCAACCGCUACGUCCGCUGCUUCCAUGUCUUCCUGGCCAAGUCUACUGAGCACCAGACCAUGAAGCAGUUUGUGGAGCAGCAGCUGCCAGGCCUGCUGGCAAGUAUUGGAAGCGGGAAGUCUGCAAUCAAUAUUCUAAGUGUCGGUGGUGGAGCAGGUGAGAUUGACCUGCAGAUCAUCUCAGCUGUGCAAGCCAGUUAUCCAGGUGUCACCAUCAACAAUGAGGUGAUAGAGCCAAGUGCUGAUCAAAUCCUCGAGUACAAAGAACGUGUGGCUGCCACCUCAAACCUCGACAAUGUAAAGUUUACCUGGCAUGAGGAGACAGCUAAUGAAUACGAAAGGAGAAUGAAGGCAGAAAAGAAGUCUCAAAAAUGGGACUUCAUUCACAUGAUUCAGAUGCUGUACUAUGUGAAAGACAUCCCUGCAAUUAUCCAGUACUUCCACAGCCUCCUGGAUGCACAAGCAAAGCUCCUCAUCAUUCUGGUGUCAGAAACCAGUGGCUGGGAAACUCUCUGGACGAAGUAUGGUUCUUCCUUUCCUACAGAUGACUUCUGCACUUUCAUAUCCUCUGCUAAUAUCAAAGGGAUUCUGGAUUCAGUUGGGCUGAAGUACAAGAUCUAUGAGCUUCCAUCCCACAUGGACAUAACUUGCUGCUUUACUGAAGGGGACAACGAUGGGGAGCUGUUGCUGGAUUUCUUGACAGAAACCUGUGAGUUUUCAAAAAAUGCUCCUCCUGAACUAAGGCAACAGGUACUGGAAGAAUUAAGAAAGCCGGGAUGCAGCGAAAACAGAAAUGGGCAAGUGUUUUUUAAUAACAACAUGAGUGUGAUAAUGGUUGAGCCCUGAAUUGAGAAAAACGAAUGAUGAGAUAUAAAAUAUUAAGACUUGAAGUAGGGGGGAAAAAAAAUUCUUUACAAAUGGUUCAAUUUACAUAGUUUAUUUUUUGGAGUCUGUUAAGAAAUCAUUACUAACAUCUGCUGUUGUAAGUGAUCUUUAAAAGCGAGAUUAAUUCUGUAGUAAUCUAUGAAGGUGUAACUCAGCAGUAAAUUGUGUUUUAUCAUGUGGAUAUGGUAUAAUCAGAUAUAACUUGGAUCAUCAGCUCAAACACUGCAGAAACCAGACCACUUCCUCUGGCUGAUGGUUAAGAAAUAAUCAAGAACUAUACAUGAUUAUGUCAUAUGCAUUUAAAAACUCUCAGCAAAAUACACAAAUUACAGCUUCUCAGUGCCACUUUCAAGACUGGAGCCUUGAAACAACCAACUGCUUGGGUGGCUGCUGAAUAUCUUGAGUACCUUAAGCUUGUUGUGACUUCAAGAUCUCAUGUCUCCAGUUACCACGAAAGUGACCUAAACCUUCUGCAUGUGUGACAUUUGCCUGCUCCUGCCUCCACGUGCAGCUCUGUGUGAUAGCACUGCUUUCCCAUUGCUGUAUUUUCACUUUAUUCUUAUGACAUUGCAACAGCAGUGUCCUUUCCCUGUGGUUCAUAUAUAUGGCAGCUACACAUGCUGGGCUGUAAAAGCACUUCGGGUACUGGGUCCAUACUGGUACUGAAAGAUGGAAGCAAAUAAAGGCGGUCAUGGCAGAGGAUUGUUGACAGCCAAACUGGAGGAGUGGAUUUCACUGGUGCUAAGCCUUGGUUAGGAAUCAGCUAUUGCUGUAAUGGAGGGGCUUUUUAUUUUUUGUUAAAAACAUAGGCUUUCUGGUUGUGGCCUAUGACUAGCUCGGCUGCAAAGGGCCGUGCUCAUGUUUUGAGCUUUAUAACUUGGAAGACAUAAAAAUAAACCCUGAAGCUGAAGUGACAAAUUUCAGUGGGAUUUCUUUCCUUGUCUGUGGAAUCACGCCAGGUCAAUCUAUCCAGAACAUGGUAGAAGAUGUCCAGCAAAAAUGUACUUCUCUUCCCCAGCCCUUUCACCCUCUGGGGCUGUCUCUGCUCUGGUAACCAAUGUAUUUGUUUUGCUGAAUGCUUUCAUGGUUUUAAGAAGUGCAGCGCUCUCUACGAGGUGCAACGCAGAGUGGAAUGCAAUACAGCCGCUUGGAUGACUUUAAUAGUCUGAAUGCUUGGUGUACCCAGAGGGACAGGUGUGAUGUCUGCCAUUGAAAUAGCUCGGUUUCAGUGUGAGAACGGUGUACUUUAGCUAAUGCUUCAGUGGCAUGAAAUAAUGUUUUAUUUCUACAUAUGUAUUUCCAAUAUAAUGUGGAUGAUUGAAGAUUUGAGGUGAUUUACAGGAGAAUGCAUCAGACAUUAAUACCCAUUUCUGUUCAUUUUAGCUGAAUUAUUUGAAACACACACUUUGCCUAGUGAUCAAAUAUUAAUUCCAGCGUGUUUUAGAACAUUUCCACAGCAUUUCUCCGCUGUUGAACAGAAUAAUAUCUAUUGCCACUUUCACAUAGAUUCCUGCAUUAGGAGACCUCGGUACAUCUAUAAGCUACUACAGUGAUGUGCCAGAAAGGGAUAGAAAGAAAAUCUCUCAUUAGGACAGAUUCCUGCACGCGCCUCUAAUGGAAAACAAAUUAAAGCUGCAGCUAUUUCCAUAGCUCUUUUGUGUCAACGACCUCUUCUAAGCGGUGCUCGUGGAGGCAAUGACCUCUGCAUAUUGCCACACUGACCCUGGAAGAAGUGAUGUCUCUUUUGGAGGCCCUACGAUGCCAUAACAAAAGAAAAAGCCUAACAACAGCAGCGGCUGCAUGGCCCAUUCUGUGAUUUUUCACAGGUUCAAAAUAGCAGAAACAGGCAUUUUAGAGUUUUCUGGGUAGGGCUGUUCUGAAAAUUUGGGAAUGGUCCCACCUCACGGUUGAGCAGGAAAAGAAGGUAAACAACAGAGAGGAUCUGAAGGGACGAGAGAGGAUAUGAGCAAAAAGGGAAGUAGAAAGGUGAUUCAGAAGAUGAGAAAUGGAGCGCUUGAUGGGUGUGUGCCUUUAGAUGCAGCCUUGUUUCAAAGCAGAUUUCAUUGGGAAAUGGCACCGUCACCCAAGCUGGAGAGGAAAACUCCUUAUCUCCACACUGUCGGAUCCUCUGCCAUGGUUUUGAGUUCUGAGGAGAACUUCAUUGAAAAAAAAGGGAGAAAAUGCAGUGAAGUUCAUUCUGCAUAGGUGGUUGCUUCUGUUGGGCUGAGGGAAGGCUGAAUUACAAAAGAAAACAUAAGGAAUGUAUUGUUUUUCAUUUUAAAUCUGUAACACAAACAUUUCCAAAAAGUAAACGCUGCCAGUCUUAUUUAGUAGGAAAUGAGUGCUGGGAAAGACAAUUUUAUAUUCAUUUUUUUAAAAUAAAUCUCUCUUUUGUGUAUUUCUCAAAUGCUUUCCCAAUAGCCUGAAGCGCCACAUUUUCAUGUGAGCAUCACCCUGAAUUGCACGGCACGAUGCUGCUGUUCCAGAGCAGGCCUGGGGAGUCUGACCCCAACACAGACUGGGGUUUUGUGUGGUAGCAGUUUCGAUCUUACCUGCGUGCUCUCCACAUGGAAUUAUCUGCUUUCCUCUCAAAAAGCCCACCUUAUCUCAGCCAGCAGCCUUCUCUUCUAAAGGCACGUUUCCAGACUUCACUCUUUGCAAACCCUUGGGGGCCAGUGGGCCAGGUCUGCCUUGCUCACAUGCCUGCAAGCUGCCUUUAUACCUAUAGGGUGUAUUUAUAUGCUUUUUGCACAGGUUUGCUAAGAGCAAUGGCCUUACACUGUCAUAAAGCAGGCUGAAACACAAAAGGCUUCAGGCAGCUCGUGUUAAAGACACAUCAGUAAGGAUCCUGGUCUUCUCAGGUACAUCCUUCCUGCAUCACAUACAUCUGUGCGAGCAGCUUCAGGUCUGUGCCUUUAAAUCAUACCUAGGAAAAUAUUCUCGCUGCUCUGUUAAUUACAACAGCAAAUUGAACAAAUGUACUUACAGCUCAGUUGCUGUCGCCAUUUCUACAUCAGUGUAAUUCAUGCUUGUAGCCCAUGAUAGGAUUUUUAAUGUCAUUACACAGUAGGGCAAAGUCUUCAUUUUUAAUAAAAAUACAAAUGCUAAAAUGAAAUGGAUUAAUAUCUAAUUUUACAUCUUCAUUUACACGAUGUGCAAAAUUAUCUUAAAUAUUUGUUAUGGAUGGAGUGGCUUUCCACCAAUUUAAGCUUUUUUCGAACUGGAGAAUGUUAACAUAAAUUGUAGCAUAAAUCAUUGCCUUGUAGAGUACCAGAAGGCGCAUAUAAAAACCCAUAUCUUUACUGCACAUAUUUCCCAUUAACCAUAAUCUAUUAGUAAUUGAAGUUCAUUACAAAUUCUUGUAGACUUUAUUGCUAUCAUGCUGCAUGACAUAGUGAACCUGGCUUGCAUAACAAGAAGUCCUUGCUGGGAAAUAUCCUAUUAACAAUGACAGUGCAUUUGUCAUUGCGAUAAUAAAUCCAAGGGCUGCCUGUAGAUUAUAAAUUAUUGUGGCGCCAUUUCCACUGUUGUAGUUUAAAAGUUUUGUCAGCACUUCCAUUUUAAAGCCCUGCUUUUCAGGGAGUUAUAUCUUGACCAUAAAAAUCUGCAACGAGAUGAAACUCAGCUUACAAGUUCUCAGCCUGAGAGCACGUUUCUUCUCCCAGCACCAUUCCUACUUCAUCCACAUGAAAGACUGAGAAGCAAACUCUGUGGUUGUGGAAGAUUUUUUUUUCUCUAUUUGCUUAGCUUCUAAUUGAAAAAAAACAAA
This is a messenger RNA of Centrocercus urophasianus (Greater sage-grouse), 4852 nucleotides long. Its product is annotated as histamine N-methyltransferase-like. Gene Ontology annotation, molecular function: N-methyltransferase activity. The record is from RefSeq and is a predicted model, not a curated record. Lineage: Eukaryota; Metazoa; Chordata; Aves; Galliformes; Phasianidae. The transcript is spliced from 7 exons. Bases 166 to 1044 code for a protein of 292 amino acids.